CUUGGCGUAGGCUUCUCUUCUUGACCACCAACAACCCCAAAAACUUGAGAGAUGGCACCCAAGAAGGCCAAGAGGAGGCAGCAGCAGGCAGAGGGUGGAUCCUCCAACGUGUUCUCCAUGUUUGAGCAGAGCCAGAUCCAGGAGUACAAGGAGGCUUUCACAAUCAUUGACCAGAACAGAGAUGGCAUCAUCAGCAAGGACGAUCUCAGGGACGUGCUGGCCACCAUGGGCCAACUGAAUGUGAAGAAUGAGGAGCUGGAGGCCAUGGUGAAGGAGGCCAGCGGCCCCAUCAACUUCACCGUGUUCCUGACCAUGUUCGGCGAGAAGCUGAAGGGUGCUGACCCCGAGGACGUUAUCAUGAGCGCUUUCAAGGUCCUGGACCCCGAAGCCACUGGCUCCAUCAAGAAGGAAGUCAUCGACGAGCUCCUGACCACCCAGUGCGACAGGUUCACCCCUGAGGAGAUGACCAACUUGUGGGCUGCUUUCCCCCCAGAUGUGGCUGGCAAUGUGGACUACAAGAACAUCUGCUACGUCAUUACACACGGAGAAGAAAAGGAGGAGUAAAAUCCGCCUCUUUCAAGAUCUCUACCUCCGGUCAAACCCAUACUCGAAUCACUACAAUACUCACUCCCUUACUCUCCAACGACGUGGCUUCCUUGCACACUUCCACGCUCCCCGGCCCGCUCUUUCCACUUGCCAGCUCACUACGAAAAGACUUGUCUCUUUUAACGAGAUACUCAGUGAGAGGACUGACGGCUGUGGGGUAGCUUGUGUGUGAGUAAACAGGAGGACAUGGGAUUAUUUUCAAUAAAGAUAAUCUUGUGACACUGAAACACUCUCGCUAUCUCUGUCCCUGCCACUUGUUCCUCCUACUUUCCCCCAUCACUCAUUCUGUCCGUCUGCGUUGAGGCCAGCAGUGCAUGCGCCAUACCUACAUGCAGCGUGUAUGCAUAUGUAGUACAGUGUAUACAGCGGCCAAUCAAAAGUCUCUUGGGCGCUGUGGUGCAUGCACAGUGACUUACUUGAAACAAGUAAAGAGGUCUGUUUGUCUCAACCUGACAGAGUGUUGCAUGGGUUUGUCCCUUUGUUUGUUAUAGAGAGGAGUGCACAGUAAAAGAGUGAGAGUACAAUACUAUAAUAGUUUGCCUACUCCCCUCUUUUUAAUCGGUCUCCCCCUCUCUAAAAUACAGGUAUGAAAGGAAAAGUUGCAGUGAAAAAUGGUAAAGCAUGUCUUGUUAAUAGAGAAAGAGAUUUUGAGAGGAUGGUGAGCCGGAGGCAGGAAAGAAAUGAACAAAAGUAAAACGUCUUUGUUUGUGACUCUUCUUCCUUCCUCUCACUGCUGUUUCUCUCCUGGUGUUGCGAUUGUGUCUGUAACAAAUAAAGAAGUACAAAUAAAAUCCAC
Molecule: messenger RNA, 1402 nt
Organism: Cottoperca gobio
Lineage: Eukaryota; Metazoa; Chordata; Actinopteri; Perciformes; Bovichtidae
Gene: mylpfb
Product: myosin light chain, phosphorylatable, fast skeletal muscle b
Exons: 6
Coding region: 52-564 (170 amino acids)
Molecular function (GO): calcium ion binding
Source: RefSeq, a predicted model, not a curated record